Molecule: messenger RNA, 461 nt
Organism: Moneuplotes crassus
Lineage: Eukaryota; Ciliophora; Spirotrichea; Euplotida; Euplotidae
Source: the annotation of a GenBank genome assembly
UACUAGUUUUAACUUCAAAUAAUUAUUUCAUAGAUUAUCUGAUCUAGAAGAGAAAAAAUUAAGAAACCCCUAAUGAUAUCAAAGCAAUUAGCAAACGAAGGAAUCCCUCAGUUCAGCUUGACACCACUAAUAAACUCAGAAAGCUUAUUUUCAAAAAUAAUGCAGUACCAUUCAAAUCCAAGCCCAAGAAGACUAGAUACACUUCCAACAAGUGCCUAGGAAGGAAAUCCAAAUACAUUGGAGUCACAAAAGCCUGAAUUGGCAGGCAUUGAUCAAUGCGGAACAUGCAAAGAAAAGCUAUCAAGACUUAUAACUUGCAUGCAGUAGCAAUCCAGGGAAAGAGCUUGACUAAACUUCGAGUUAUAGAAGAGGCUGUUGGAGAACUGAUUAUGAUCUAAGUAUGAACUAGAAGCUCGUGGAUUAACAAUCUGGCAAAUCCUCUUGUAUUCUUCGCCUAGGAU